ACUACAUAGGAUUUAAAUGUCGAAAACAAAAGAUUACAAUAUAAAAAAAGCGGGACGUGGCUUUCAUCUGGAGGAAAAGCUACAAAAAGACAAUAAAAUUCAAGGAGCUGUUGAAAGCUUUGAUUUAAGCCUGGAUGCUUUAGAGACUGACCUGAAAAUAGCUCUCUCAGCGCACAGAUCGCCACAUAUGACCUUAGACGAACAAAUCGAAUUGGACAGUUAUUUGGUAUACUUAACCACCACAUUAUAUUGGAUGUAUUUAAAGUUACAGGGCUCAGAUGUGUCUAAGCAUGGUAUAAUACAUGAUUUGGGUCGCGCAAAGGAAAUCCUGGCUAGAAGCAAGGAAUUAAAUACCUCACUCGAAGCUCCUCGCUUAGAUAUGCCAGCUACCAAGCGAUUUAUUGCUGCUGGAAUGCAUACACGUUUUGUGGACAUGGGGGGCGUUAUGGUCACUGAAGAACAAUACAAAAGGAGUCUUUUGGACGUUGACAAUAGUAAAAUAGACAAAUAAUUGUUUAUACAAAAUAAAUGGCUGCACAAAUGGAACAUUUUGGGUUUAUAUAC
Drosophila persimilis is the source of this 564-nucleotide messenger RNA. RefSeq lists its product as uncharacterized. The transcript is spliced from 2 exons. Gene Ontology annotation, molecular function: RNA binding; DNA binding. The coding region runs from base 17 to 511 and encodes 164 amino acids. The record is from RefSeq and is a predicted model, not a curated record. Gene Ontology annotation, cellular component: nucleolus; exosome (RNase complex). Gene Ontology annotation, biological process: regulation of gene expression; maturation of 5.8S rRNA. NCBI's taxonomy places the organism in Eukaryota, Metazoa, Arthropoda, Insecta, Diptera, Drosophilidae.